AUGGCGGCCAGCGUCAGCGAACUGCGUCCGACGCUUGAUGCUCAAGAUUUCGGUAUCCCACCAUAUGCUCUCGUGCUUCUGUUAUUUGCAUACUUGCUAGUGGUAGCGCUCGUUCGCUACCAACGCUUGCGAGAGACUGUUAAGAGACUUUCAUACGGCAGUCGCGAAUCCCUCACUUCAAUGACGCUUGAGGACGCGUUCUACAUUCAGCUAGACCUCGCCGAACUUGAAUUUCCUUUCACGUUCCACAAGGCCCUGCAAUUUGCCCUGUUUCGCACGUAUGGUAUCCCUUCAAUUUCAAAGCUACUUGUACAGACGUCUCAACUCUCGAAUCCCUUAUUGUCACCGAAGCGAUAUGUUGAUACCGAGGUGUUAGUUUCAGAAUUCUAUGGAUAUCAUCCUCAGAGUGACAGGGCUAUCGAAGCCAUCAGUCGCAUGAAUUUCAUCCACUCAACUUAUCGGAAGGCUGGAAAGAUCAGCAACAAUGACCUGCUCUACACAUUAUCGCUUUUUGCUUUGGAGCCGAUACGAUGGAUAAAUCGAUAUGAAUGGCGCCAGCUUGAAAGCUUCGAGAAGAAUGCUAUCGGUGUAUUUGCCAAGGCCUUGGGCGACGCAAUGUCUAUCGAAUACGAAGGCUGCUUGAAGAGUGCUAAAGAAGGAUGGGCAGAUGGGCUGCAGUGGCUUGACGAGGUGGAGGCGUGGGCUGAAGAGUACGAGAAAGCGAAGAUGGUACCAGAUGUCAAUAAUUUCGAUACAGCAGAGCAAACAGUGGGCAUACUGCUUUGGUAUGUGCCAGGCUGGGCCAAGGGGUUCGGGAAGAAGCUUGUCUGUACGCUUAUGGAUGACAGGCUGAGGACUGCCAUGGUGUGA
Molecule: messenger RNA, 870 nt
Organism: Bacidia gigantensis
Lineage: Eukaryota; Fungi; Ascomycota; Lecanoromycetes; Lecanorales; Ramalinaceae
Exons: 1
Coding region: 1-870 (289 amino acids)
Molecular function (GO): oxidoreductase activity
Source: RefSeq, a predicted model, not a curated record